Molecule: messenger RNA, 309 nt
Organism: Amyelois transitella
Lineage: Eukaryota; Metazoa; Arthropoda; Insecta; Lepidoptera; Pyralidae
Gene: RpS29
Product: small ribosomal subunit protein uS14
Exons: 3
Coding region: 100-270 (56 amino acids)
Biological process (GO): translation
Cellular component (GO): ribosome; cytosolic small ribosomal subunit
Molecular function (GO): structural constituent of ribosome; zinc ion binding
Source: RefSeq, a predicted model, not a curated record
AUCAUUCAUUUUCUUCAGUUCUUCUUUCAUUUCAAUUUCGUGAAAACGCCAUUUUGGACGUGUUUCUUCGCUUAGUCGAGCGAAAAACCUUGAUUCACCAUGGGUCACGCAAAUAUCUGGUAUUCUCACCCUCGUAGAUACGGGCAGGGAUCGCGUUCUUGUCGAGCGUGUUCUAACAGGCAUGGGCUUAUUCGUAAAUAUGGCCUUAAUAUCUGCAGACAGUGCUUCAGGGAAUACGCACAUGACAUUGGUUUCAAGAAGUUGGACUAAAUGUUUCGACUGUUUGCAAAUAAACAUUAAGUAUAAGUA